Molecule: messenger RNA, 789 nt
Organism: Glarea lozoyensis ATCC 20868
Lineage: Eukaryota; Fungi; Ascomycota; Leotiomycetes; Helotiales; Helotiaceae
Exons: 3
Coding region: 1-789 (262 amino acids)
Biological process (GO): mycotoxin biosynthetic process
Source: RefSeq, a predicted model, not a curated record
AUGGAAUCCUUCAAGGACCGGUUACUACAAGAUACCUCAGACGAGGAAGACGAUUCCCAGCACGGUCAGAAAUCGAAGCACCAAGUAGUCUCGCAAGAAGGAGCAUCAUUUAUUUUUAAACUGAUAUCAGCGUGCUCGAUAUGCUUCAACGCCAUUUUCAUAUGCUCGAUCCUCAUCAUACUAUCUAAAGAUGCUCCACUACCUCUGUCGAAAUAUGUUGGGCUACAAAAGAACGUGCCAUUCUCAUUCUCCCACGGCGACUUCUACACAAGUAGUAACAGAUCCAUCGCGGACGCUGCGUGGAAUGCUCCUAUAGUGCAGUCGUGGACCGGCUUAGUAGCACUAUCAGAAGACUACGUCCAGUCGCACGACCUACUUCCAGCACAACAAUGGCCUUGGGAUGAGAAUAAAAGGAUCUAUAUCCUGAAUGGCUUCCACAAUUUACAUUGCUUAGAUGUUGUCCGUCAGACCGUCCUUCAAGCAUAUGACGGCAAACCACUCGCGAAACCUUUGCCGCAUGUGGUACACUGCCUUGACGCUCUCCGACAGGAGAUCAUGUGUAAUGCGGACGACACUCCACGAUAUACAGGUCGUCUAAAUGAAGAAGCUGGACGAGACCACCCUGUGUCUGGAAUAGGUCAACAGAAGUUGUGUAAUAGUUGGGACAAGCUAUACGAGUUCGCUAUAGAGCACUCGGCAUGUUAUAGGCCUGUGAACAUGAGCGACCCGCAUUUUCCAGAGCUUGAGAGGUUCAAGUUCUGUCCUGAUGGGAAAAGAGUCUGGCCGUAA